This is a messenger RNA of Acomys russatus (golden spiny mouse), 2966 nucleotides long. It is a transcript of the gene Nucleolin, whose product is annotated as nucleolin. The transcript is spliced from 14 exons. Gene Ontology annotation, cellular component: spliceosomal complex. Gene Ontology annotation, molecular function: RNA binding. NCBI's taxonomy places the organism in Eukaryota, Metazoa, Chordata, Mammalia, Rodentia, Muridae. The record is from RefSeq and is a predicted model, not a curated record. Bases 179 to 2338 code for a protein of 719 amino acids. Gene Ontology annotation, biological process: positive regulation of mRNA splicing, via spliceosome.
CAGAGGCGAUUACUGGGCAGGCUCAGUCUUUUGCCUCAGACGCUAGCAGUAGCUGGCAGGCAGUUGUACGUGCUCCAGAGUCUUCAGUGCGCCCCGCUGCCGUCGACUUCGCGUGGGUUCCCCUGGGCUCCUCCGAGCUGCUCGCUCUCCACACACGCCGCCGUAAUAACUCGCCAUCAUGGUGAAGCUCGCAAAGGCCGGCAAAACCCACGGUGAGUCCAAGAAAAUGGCUCCUCCCCCAAAGGAAGUGGAAGAAGAUAGUGAAGAUGAAGAAAUGUCUGAAGAUGAAGAUGACAGCAGUGGAGAAGAGGUUGUCAUUUCUCAGAAAAAAGGCAAGAAGGCUUCAGCAACCCCAGCCAAGAAGGUGGUGGUUUCACAAACAAAAAAAGUUGCAGUUCCCACACCAGCUAAGAAAGCAGCUGUUACUCCAGGCAAAAAGGCAGCAGCCACACCAGCUAAGAAGGCAGCUACACCAGCGAAAGUAGUUCCGACGCCUGCUAAGAAGGGAGCCACACAAGCAAAAACAUUGGUAGCAACUCCUGGUAAGAAGGGAGCUGUCACUCCAGCCAAGGGGGCUAAGAAUGGUAAGAAUGCCAAAAAGGAAGACAGUGAUGAGGAUGAGGAUGAAGAGGAUGAAGAUGACAGUGAUGAGGAAGAUGAGGAGGAGGAAGACAAUGAAUUUGUGCGCCCAGUAAUAAAAGGAGGGAAACCAGCAAAAGCAACAGCUAUUGCUGCUGCUCCUGCCUCAGAGGAUGAGGAUGAGGAGGAUGAAGAUGAUGACGAUGAGGAAGAUGAUGAUGAGGAAGAUGAAGAGGAGGAUGACUCAGAAGAAGAAGUUAUGGAGAUCACACCAGCCAAAGGAAAGAAAGCUCCCGCAAAAGUUGUUCCUGUGAAAGCCAAGAUUGUGGCUGAGGAGGUGGAUGAUGAUGAUGAUGAUGAUGAUGAUGAAGAGGAGGAUGAAGAGGAGGAAGAAGAGGAGGAGGAAGAGGAGGAGGAAGAGGAAGAAGAACCUGUUAAAGCAGCAUCUGGAAAACGGAAGAAGGAAAUGACCAAACAGAAAGAAGCCCCUGAAGCCAAGAAACAGAAAAUAACAGAAGGCUCAGAACCAACGACACCUUUCAAUCUGUUUAUUGGAAACCUUAAUCCAAGCAAGUCUGUUAAUGAACUAAAAGUUGCCAUCAGUGAACUUUUUGCUAAGAAUGAUCUUGUUGUUGUUGAUGUCAGAACUGGUACAAACAGGAAAUUUGGUUAUGUGGACUUUGAGUGUGCUGAAGACUUAGAAAAGGCCUUGGAGCUUACUGGUUUAAAAGUGUUCGGAAAUGAAAUUAAACUAGAAAAACCAAAAGGAAGAGAUAGUAAGAAAGUUCGAGCUGCAAGAACACUUUUAGCCAAAAACCUGUCUUUCAACAUUACUGAAGAUGACUUGAAAGAAGUAUUUGAAGAUGCCAUGGAGAUCAGAUUGGUCAACCAGGAUGGGAAGAGUAAAGGGAUUGCUUAUAUUGAAUUUAAGUCUGAAGCUGAUGCAGAGAAAAACUUGGAAGAAAAGCAGGGGACAGAAAUUGAUGGGCGAUCUGUUUCACUCUACUACACUGGAGAGAAAGGACAAAGGCAAGAGAGAGGUGGAAAGAAUAGCAGUUGGGGUUCUGGUGAAUCAAAAACGUUGGUUUUAAAUAACCUUUCCUACAGUGCAACAGAAGAAACACUUCAGGAAGUAUUUGAAAAAGCUACUUUUAUCAAAGUACCCCAGAACCAACAUGGCAAAUCUAAAGGAUACGCAUAUAUAGAAUUUGCUUCAUUUGAAGAUGCUAAAGAAGCUUUGGACACGUGUAAUAAAAUGGAAAUUGAGGGCAGAACAAUCAGGCUGGAGUUACAAGGACAGAGGGGAUCACCUAAUGCAAGAAGUCAGCCAUCUAAAACUCUGUUUGUCAAAGGUCUGUCUGAGGAUACCACUGAAGAGACCUUAAAAGAAUCAUUUGAGGGUUCUGUUCGUGCAAGAAUAGUCACUGAUAGGGAAACUGGUUCCUCUAAAGGGUUUGGUUUUGUAGACUUUAAUAGUGAGGAAGAUGCCAAAGCUGCCAAGGAGGCCAUGGAGGAUGGAGAAAUUGAUGGAAACAAGGUUACCUUGGACUGGGCGAAACCUAAGGGUGAAGGUGGCUUUGGUGGCCGAGGUGGAAGCAGAGGCGGUUUCGGAGGAGGCAGAGGCGGUGGCAGAGGAGGAAGAGGAGGCUUUGGCGGCAGAGGAGGAAGAGGCGGCUUCGGAGGACGAGGAGGCUUCCGCGGUGGCAGAGGAGGAGGGGGAGACUUCAAGCCACAAGGAAAGAAGACGAAGUUUGAAUAGUUCCUUCCAUUCCAGUCUUUCCCUCUUCAUUUUAAAGAAAGGACUCUGGGGUUUUUACUCUGUUACCUAUUCAAUGACAGAGCCUUCAAAGGACAUUCCAAGACAUUAGAGACCACGUGGUCUAUUGGAAUCUGAAUAAAGAGGACAUUUCAAGAGGUGUUCUGUUGGUUUAUAUGAACUUAGUCAAAACCAGCAGUGUAUGUAUCUCUUGAAAUGUUCUCUUUCUAUGGAUUUUAAAUAGACCACAUGACUAUGUACUGUCUCGGUAUGUCCUUAGGAGGCUUUGUCAUUGAACAGGUAACUUUUUCAAGAUGGGUAAUAGAGCUAACCCCAUCUGUAUGAUUGAAUUUAUAUUGUUUUACCCUGUGUACAAAACCUUUUUCCUACAAAUGUGUUUUUCUUUUUUGCGUUGGGGAUUGUAAAGGAAUGUUUAACUUUUUUUUUUCAGUGACUUUAGGACAGAUUAAAAGUCCUAAACUCUGAGCCCAGAUUUAUGCUUCCUGAAGGUUCCUUUUGGAAUGUGGCUUACUUAGAGCUUGGCAAAACCAAUACUGUAUUGUUCAGACAGAUUCUACCAAGUAGAAAUUUGCUUUCAAGAAUUCCAGCUGCAAAUAUGGAAAUUGGUUUU